AUGGCAGCGGUUCUUAGAAGCGCCGCUGUUGCCUCAGCAAAUCGAGGUCAACCAAGCUCAUUCUAUAGUAAAGAUAAAACGAAUCCGGUGUUUCAGUCGCUGGAGCAGGAGACGAAAAAGUUUAUGGGUUACAUGAAGAAACGGAAUGUACCCGGCUACCAGAAACCCGACGAUGAACCUUGCUCUAGACCUGCAGACACAUUGUUUGACCUUUGGAAUAAGUAUGAACCAAAGCUGCCAAAGAUGUACUACCAAGAAAAACUCUUAGAACUGGGUGAUUUUUUAAUGACAGUUCAGGAGUACAGCCUAGCUCUUUGGCAAUGCUAUGAGCGCUACCUACUUCAUUUUGGUCAGGUUGAUGAAGGGGAGAUUACUGAUGUUGACACAUUUAAGACUACAUUUUUCCCAGAGGGAUUUGACAGUGAAGACGCAGGACUAACAUUCCGGGCAUUAAUGGGGAAAAGCAUCAGUAUGUACCAGGUGGUACGUGUUGGUGAUCCAAAGCUACAGAACAAACAGUCAGUGGACAGGUGUGUCCAGAUCCUGUCGUUCCUCAGACUUGUCAUGCAGGUAGUGCUACCUCAGGAGAAACUCUGCUGGCUAGUCUAUAAUGGAACAAUACACAUAUACAGUAUCUCACGACACCUGAUGUCAUUGGGUAACUCUGCUAGAGUGAUAGAGUAUCUACUCUGGGCAAGUGUCUGUAUGGAGACAUCAGUGCCCCUCCUGGCUGUGAAGUAUCUGCCAUGGAGAGCAACAUUAUACACAGCAGUGUGUCAGUGUUACUUUGACUGUAAAGUCUCCCAUCAUGCUGAGGCAUUUGCAAGAAGAGGCUUGGCCAAGAUCAAUGAAUUGAGUCGGUUGGAGAGCCUAAGUAGUUCCACGGAGACUUACGAGUCAGAGGAGGCAUUCCGUCAGGCUACAGUGAAGAUGGCUGUUAUGGUGUUUCGUCGCUCAGCUUUUGAGACAAGGCGGAAACCGAAAGGUCUGCUUCGUCCAAAGACUCGUGCCAACCUCAAAGAUGCUCAAAAUUUACCAUGGCCACGCACCCCAAGUGAAAAGUUGUUGUCAGACAUGUUUGAGGGAAGUGCUGCCCAGUUUUUAUGUAUCCUAGAGAGUUUAAAUGACACAAACCGUCGUACUAUCCUAACAUCACCCCCAGCUGCAGACAGUGAAGUAGAGAUCCUGGAUGUGUAUGCUGAAUUGUUUCUCGCUGGUCAGGAAAUUCUUUCUGGUGGAGGUGGCCGGAGAGGAUCGGGGGUCAAACCAACUAGCAACAUUCCUGUGAAUGCCCUGAGUGGGGUUGUUAGGGGCAAAAGUCUGCUUGGAAUGGCAACCCAUGGUGAGGAUGGAGCCACUCUUGAAGGUGCCAUUAAGCUGGUGAAGAUGGCGUACUGCUUUGAACAGUGGGAGGUGUUUGAUAUGUUGAUAGAGGGUGUCCUCAUGUACAUCAGGAUCAUCAAAAAUCACACAAGUGAAUAUGCAUGGGAUGAAAAGGCCCUAGAAUUACUUUUAGCCAUGGAGAAAGUGAACCCAAACCGCCGUCACAAAAGGACUAUGACCUCCAUUGGUGAGGAGGAUAAGGAAAAGGAUAGCAUCAACCAGGAUAUAGGAGGAACAUCACAGGCUGGAGGGCCCACAUCAGUGAGGUCCCUAAACCUGGGAGAUGAACUCAUCCACGUUGCUGAAGUACUUAUGAGUAUUGUUACUGGCCCAUUCAAGCCCAAAGACAUCGAAGUGGACAUGAUUGUGGACACAGCCCUAUUCUUAUGGAACAAAACGAAGGCUGUUUUUCAAAAACAUCAAACUGGAUCACUGGACAACCCCAAGUAUCUGCAGAGAAUGGAUAGCCCUAGCAAGUGGGUUUACAUUCUCGAUGUGGUACACCAAGUGUUAGGCUGGUGUGGACUCAGCAGUGUCGACCCAGCCCUCACAGCUGAAGUGGUGUUGCGUCUGGCCCUCGUCCUGGAGAGCAGUGCCAACAUGGAUGAUGGUAAGUCCUGUGGGACUUCAAAGACAUCCCUAUCUGACUUUGGUAAUCUAGGAGAUGGUAGCCAGCAGUUUGUUAGUCGCACUUCCAUGCUGUCGUCAUCAAUGCUGAAUAUCAAUCCCCGUAUGCAGCUGAUGCAGGCUCGUGAGAUCUUAGAAAUGGGCCUGGAGAAUGUGUCUUAUGCCAGACAGGCUGUUGCACUGAAUGAUGGGAAGUCUAUUGCUGAUGUCAGCUGGGCCAAGCUAGAUGAAGAGUUCCAACCCUCUCCCCAGGAGGGAGAGGAGUCGGAGGUCCAUCAGAGCUAUAGUGACCUACACAGCAGUAGUCUGGACCUGAAUGAUGAAGUAUUUGUCCCAGCUGAUUCGGAAAAAGAAACAACGAAGAUAACAGAAAGGGAAACAACUAGGGCAACAUUAGAUACUAAUGUAACAGAGGACCGCCCUAACAAGGUCCCACCCCCGGAGAGUGUUAAAGGUUCCUCCACAGCUGUGUGGAACACCAUAAAGGACCUUCACUUGGAACUGAUCCUCAUGUACCACAGGGUCUGUCUUAAACUGGCCGCCAUGGGGCCAGACCCUGCUACCAGCAUACAGCGUCCUUUCAAGCGCAAGGCUGAUCCCAAACUGGUGAGUGUACUAGUGAGUGAGCCGAACAUGGGUCUGUUGGACGUUGAUGGAUACAAAGAGCUGUUGAGCCACUGUAACAAAAACCAGCUAUCUAAGGCACUGCUCUUCAUGCAGAGGGCACUACUGUUGAGUGGGGACAAUGUUACUACAAACACACAGAAAUCACUUAUGGAGGAUGCAUUGAAGGCUAUACAGAAAGCCCAGACAGAGGAGAGGCGUAUCUUCACAGAAAACACACAAAUGUAUGAGGAGGAUGUGGUGCCCACUAAGAUCCCAGCUCCACCCAUCCUCCUGUGUCGCACAGAUACCAUGAUGGUCUUCAAGCCUGCCCCGUUUGUACCAGCAGAUGGACAAAAGAUUUCAUGGUACAGGAUAUUUGCGAGAUCAGCAGAAGGAAGUAACGUGAGAGUAAGGCUUAAUGAUUACUUCCUACCUGGCACUGGAGAACAGGUGCCUGGUGAUCGUAGUGAGCUGAGAGUUUCAGGACUCAUUCCCAAUUGUCGCUACCUAUUUGCUGUGGCUGCUUACAAUAGAGAGGGAAAACUGAUUGGUGAAUCCAUUGGACAGAGUACAAAGCCUAUCCUGGCCUCUCAUCCACUUCCUGUGCUAAUGACCUGGGGCUUCCUCAGCCAGAUAGCAUACCAGGUUGGAUGUUAUGACAUUGCCAGACAAGCCUGUGAUGUCCUAUGGAAACACUUUAUAGCAGAACCUCCUGCCCCUCAGAGUGUCACCUACAUGACACAGUCAGAACAGGAUUUCCGAUUGACCUUGAUGAAGUUGAACCAGAAGGUGGUCUCCCUGUCAUCCCCGGUAUUACUGCGCCAGUUCCUCACUAGUAUAUUUAUUGGCGUUGAUAUGAGUGUCAGAGAUGGUAAACUUUUCUGUGACGUCCUCUGUGACAAGGGACCGCUUUUCAAGGGACAGAUGAAGCGUCUCGCGGAGUGUGAGAGGAUGUUAGUAGCUAUAGAACUAGCAGGCUGGCUGAAUGAAGCUAACCUGGCUCUCCAAGCUGUGGUUCAAGUGUAUGGCCUUCUGGCUCCACUUAUCUUUUACAAGAUACCUUCCACUGCUGUUAUACAGGUUCUUCAGCGUUGCCAUGUCGUGCUUCAGGAGAUUCCCUCUGGUCUGAGACAGAAACGUCAGCAGAGCAUCGCUGACAGUCUGCACCACAUGACUGCUUGUAUUACAUAUCACAUGGCCAAGGUUCUGAGGUCUUGGGGACAGAAACAGCUAGCAAACUCUUUGAACGAGUCUGGUCGUAAGCUUCUGGCCUUGGAGACAUUUGAGGAGCCCCCUAAGAAAGAUGGAAAAUCCCAUGGUGAUGGGACAACAACCGCAGCAAGUGAACGUGUUGACACUUCCAUUGAUGUGACUGACUCGGACUCAGCGCCACUACAAAUGCUGAAGAAACGGCGUGCCAAGAAAUUGGGACCUGGAGGUCAGGGGACAAAGGAGGAUGGGGACGGACCCAUCAAUGAGGAGCUGAAGGCCCUGGAGGCUCACAUGCUGAGUCUGUCUAAACAGGCACAAUAUGAUCAUGAGUUGACAGGCUAUGAGGACCCAAGCAUCCUCCAUGCUUACAUUGCUUAUCUGCCAAGUAAACUGGCUUAUCGCGAAGUGGCCAAGUUCAAACGACGUCAUCGUUACCUGGAGUUCUUUGUCCAGGUAGCUCAGAAAGCCCUUGCUGAGGGAAUGUCCCAGCAGGCCGCAGACUGGUGUGAUGAGACAGCUAAUUGGCUUACCAGACGUAAUGAGCAGAUCAUUGGUAUGAAGCCAUUCCUGGGUAAACAACCUGGGGCAGGAGUUGUCACGGUGACAGGAGAUGAUCCAAAGCGCUUCCACGCAGCUGUAGUUGAGUACAACAAGGAGAAAGAUAUGACUGUACCUAAGAUUCCGGGACAGAUGUCCAAGGCAACGCCAAGCAAGUCGCCCUCGAAGGCCACUCCUCGACCCAAACGUCGGCGCCAGUACAAGCCUCUUCUUGUUAAUGCCAACAUGUCUGAAAGUGCGAGACAAGCCCAAGAAGAAGCAGAACUCAGGGCAAUAGAGAAGUUCACUGCUCACCUUCCUGACAUGUUCAGACAGUGGUUGAGACGUCGUCGUCUUCGCAAACUCUGCAUAGAUGAGUUGCCAUGGAGAUGUCAGCUGACCCUGAUCCAGGGAUUGAGUCAUUUUUCCUCAUUCCUACAGAAGUUAGAGACUCGAGACAAGGUUCUGGGCACCUCUAGCAGUACCAUGUACAAGACGAAUUUCCUCGACCAGGAGUGGUUUACAUAUGAAACUGCAGGGACCCUGGUUGUUGGCUGGGAGGGAGGACCUUCCAGGAAGAAUGGAGACGGUAAACGCCAGCGGUACAAUGGCCAGGGAUCAGAUGAGAUGGACAUGGACAAUAUGGAAGCUGGUUAUGAGCAGGAGACACGUCCGAGAACUACAGCUACUGGCAUAGAGAUCGCUGCAGCAAUGGCAACAGGCAGUGCCCCUCCCCCACUGUACUUUGUGCCCCCAGAGCCAGAGGACACACCCCGUACAUACCGAUCUGAUGUCAGCAACAUGCCCAAGGCUCCACCUAAACCUAUGGAAAAUAUUAUGUUGUCAUCCAAGGAUACAGAGGAGGCCCUUAAUAGGACCUUCACCUACUUCAGGAGGGCCAUAAAUUUGGCCCAUAGGGGACAGCACUGGACAUUGUUACAGAAUGCCUGUCGGUCACUAUGGAAUUGUGCCCAUACCGCCCUCUUGAGAGCUUUCUCACCUAAUGCCAAUGUCGAUGAUGGUUUACUGUCCAUCGACCAGCUGCGGGGUCUGGUAUGGAGGCCAUUUUACAUGGCAGCAGACUGUGUCCUUGACAUGCUUGCUCAGUUCCAGCUGGAUCUUGAGGCCCAUGCUAAUAAGGAGAGAAAGAAAAACCGUAAACUUGGAGAGUUGUUUGAGUCCUGGACAGGAGAGGCGAAGGACGAGAAGGGAGGAGCCAACUUAAAGUUUGAAAAUCCUCUUGACAACUUGAGUAUCAGUGAUAUACGCUGGGUGCGUCGGCUAGUGAUGAGGGUCAUGGAGCUGUUGUACUACGAACAGAAAUGGGAAAAGCUGGUGGACAUAGCUCUGCGAUUCAGUGCUCUGUCAAAUGACCGAUAUGCAGAGCAGAUCGUACCACUACUGGUUCAGGCUCAGAGACAACUGGAGGAUCAGAUAUAUGAGCUGGGUGGAGAGGUACCUCCUCAGUCACAUAUCAAACUUCUCAUGCAGAGAGUAAAUGGUGUUAUCACAGCCAAGAAGUACCUCCAUAGUCAGUUGGUGAUCAGCAGUGACAAGCUUCAGUCUUCCAACAUACAGCCUGGAGCACAGAUCGACCCCCUUGGCCACGGCGCCUACACAAGUGAGGAUGCUAAGAGAAAUGUAUCUGUACCACUGGAUGUCCCCCACAGUCUGUCUGUGCUGAGAACUGUUUUUGAUAAGUCUCAGUACACCUGUCACGCACUGCAACACAGCCGACGCCUCCUAGUUCUCUAUCUGGCUGGUCAACAGAACUCAAGCGACUUACCAUUGAGUCGCCAAGUGUCCAAGGUGGAGUUUACCCCCAACACCGCGCGCCCACAACCAACCAUGCCCCUGGACAUCAGUCGCGAGGAGUACCUACAUAUUGAUGAUGUCCAGACAUCAUGCAUGCCUCGCUCACAGCUGGGUACUGUCAUCUCCUCAUACGAAAAGACCAUAGAAAUGUUGAUAGCCAAGAACCAGCGUGGACUAGCAGCUCAGGCAAUGCAUGAGCUGGGUAAUCUGCAGUACCACUCCUCCAACAUCAGGAUGGCAUACCAGUGGUGGGCCGAGUCUCUUGACUACACCCUCAACACAUCAGACGCUUUACACACCUGGCGUAAGCUCUUUGAUAAGAGCACUGAUAUCAGUUCAGAUAUGCUGCAGCACUGUGGAUUGUGGGGCUGUGUUCUUGGAGGAGUCCUUGCCUCAAAGAUUGCUCAAUAUAUCCUGACACAGGACCUAGGUCUACGUAUGGAGUGCUGCUUCCUGUCUGGGUACUUCUUCAAGGCUCUGUUCCGAUCAUCUCUACCCCAUCCCACUGCUGAUCGUGACUAUGCCAUGUACGAGGUUGGAGAGGGUUGUGAGGUCACAAACCUUGUUCCAGGCAUUGAUCUCCUGUCAGACAAGUUCCGCAUGGAUGGACGUACCUUGGUUUCUUCGCUUCGCUGGACAUCCGAGGAACUAGCAAGAGGCAGACACAAUCUUUUUGUGCUGCCUCUGCUGACCCUAUACCUCCACUUCACCACCUUUGUCUGCCGCGACCUCCAACGUUGUGUGGAUGGCCGUAUCUUGAAGGUACGGAUCCUAACAGACAUGUCACUCUUCACUGAGGCGAUGAUCACCCUUCAGCGACUCCUACAUGGAGAGCGACUCCCACAUACGGGGGAUAGCAACUUCCGUCAGGUCGAGUCCAAGAUGAAAUCUGCUAUGUUUAACACAGCCAAGCCAAUCACAGACCCAGUCAACAUGAAGCUGCUGGAAAACCUCCUGGACAAACGAUUGCCCUCCAGUUUGGCCACACUGUAUGGCCCCCACAUGACCUGUCACCUAGCGCUGGUUCAGGCCCAUUUCUUCGUGUCCCUAGGGGAGAGUAUUCCUGUUAUCCCUGUCAUAGAGGAUGUGUUGUAAGGGCAGGGCUCACUCAAACCUUACACAAUGAGUACAAUGGCAAAGAGUAAGAACCUUAGAGGGACUAACAGUAUGACAUCCAAACCACAUAAAGCUAAAUCUGCCUCCGACAGCCGUAGAGAUGCUGAUGAUGACCUUGAGAGUGUGGAGAGUGCCAACAUCCAACGCCGUUUCACCAGCAGUAAGAAGCCAUUGACAUUAGAACUCAUCAAGGGCACAUUACUGGCUGUUGCUGACCAAAUGGUAUCCACUAUAGCAGAAGUCAUCCAAGAAAAUGCUGAACAUGCUGACAAUGGACUGGAGUGCUUGCCUGCUGCAGAGUUAGAGCUGGUUGUACUGUGUAAAUUACAACAGGCUAAUAUUGCACGGCAGAAACAGCAUGCUCCAUUGGCUGCUCGCAUUGUUCUUUCUGCGAUCAAACUUCUCAAGUCAUCUGACCUGUUUAAACCUAAGAAGGAGGUUCCCCCACCACCGAGUCCAACACGAGAUCGUCGAAAGCCCUCGUCCCUGAAGGGUCAGAACAGUUCCCGUAGGAUCCACUAUGCCGAGGACGUCAAGAUUGUGUCUCCGGAAACAAAUCAGUUCCAGUUCCAAAACUUUCAGAGUCGGUCACGCCUGGAUGCACGUCUUUGGCUUGACUGUCGCCAGGCGCUCGUCAAAUGUCUGAUGAUGCAGGUGGGCGGCCUUGGACAAAUGAAAGUCGAUCCAGAUAUCAAAGUGCUGCAGGAGCUUGCUGAUUGUCGUCAGUACUGUGCUGAGGGUCUGAGUGAGGCAGAGGCUUGUGGGGAUGCUGAGACUCAGGCAGAUUUCUUGAUGUCAGGAGCCUUCCUGAACAUCAUAGAGGGCAAGAGUCUGGAACAUACUGCCUCCCUGGUCAAGGAUGUGAUUGACCUACUCCAGAAAAUUCCGAAGCGGUCAGUUCCAUCAGAACAGCUGUAUGCCAUGGCUAUUGUCCUGAAGACAGAUAUUGAUGCUGUAGAGAGAGAGGACGAGAGUGCAGUGUUUACAGAAAAGACAUUGGAACAAUACCUAAUUGCUCAGAACAUUAUACUACAACAGAUGGAGGACCUCGGUGAGAAGAUAGAGCACUACUACCCUAAAGGAGAAAAAUCCCAUUUCUCAGCUCCGAUCAGUCCCAUGAGAAACAUCUACCUACCCCAUGUGCUGCGUCUAGCCCAAAUCAAACUGAGAGUGGGUCAUGCAAUGGCACGAAAUGCUGCCAAGUAUAUCCGUGGAGGGACUGACAAUGACCCUGUGGUCACCUGGACUCAUGCCCUUGGAGUACUGACCACUGCUCGUGAGCUGUCCCAGGUAGCAGUGAUGAGGGAAGCCAAUCUAGAAGCUGAGAUCUUGCUCCAGCUGGGUAAAGUCCAGAGGAUGCUGGUAUACAUGGGCAAGUUCAACCACAGGAAAGCAGCUGAGACGUUGAUUGACUCCAUUAAAAUCAGCUUCUCCACUGACCAUGAUCUAGGACUGAUGAGACAAGGCUACCUAGAACUUGCCCAGGUCUACCUUCACAGUGUCGGGUUGGUCCUCAUCAAGGAAAACAGUACACUGGAGUUUGUGGUAGACCCAGGGGAAGAUGCUGCCGCCAAACAGGCUGCUGCAAAGAGGAAACUCCGAACAAAGUCUAAGAAAGAGCGGUCAGGUACCCAGAGCUCACUCAAAUCUCAAGGCAGUAAGUCUGACGAAAUGGCAGAUGUGGACAGGGAAAGACUAGCCGCCUGGACGGCUAUUAGGUGUGCAGCAGCUCUAGGUCAAGCCCAACGCGCUCGCAUCCUCCUCAUUGGGGACAACUCAGUCACAUCCCAGCCUCUCUCUAGCAGUGCUGUGACUGAGGUCCCAGAAUUCAUAGCACUGGACCUUGUUAGUGACUAUGUCCUCGGUGAAAGGAAGAAGGUGUAUAAAAACCAAAUUGAAGAAGAGUUAGCUCCCUUGUUGGAGGCUAAUGAAGUAAAGCAUGUGGACACAUAUGACGAGCAAGUGGCAAAGGCACGAGAGGGAGCUAAAGACCUCAGCUGGAUACAUUUCCUAGGUUACCAGAGUAUCCUUCAGAGACUGUGCAACACAUCCACAAUUUCUGCUUCAAGUCGCAAAUCUACCCAUGAGGACAAAGAUCCAGAUGAGGAGGAGCUUCCUGAGUUUGACCUUGGGUUCAUCAGUCAUGCCCACUCAGACACAACAGUCAACCAUGACAUGAUCCGGUCGAUGUUGUUCUCAGGAAUGUGGUCACGUCGACUCACUAAAAUCCAUGUGUACCUAGCAAACAACCUCAGGGUAUACAGUUCGGAAUGUUGUGGUAUCUAUCCCCCUGCACAACUAGUGCUGCCCCCUACUGACACAGAUUACGGCCUCAACGUGACCUCCAUGUCAUACACUUCCAAUCUCACUGUUGAAUCAGAUGAUUCUAUUGUUAUGGCCAUUGUGGCAGAGCCUGGAAAGGCACCAUUACCUCCUGGGACUGUGGUGAACCCUUACAUGCCAUCAGAAAAGCCAGUUACCUCCCCUGUAGACAUGGAGGUUGCACUGCAGUUCUACCAGCCAUCCCUGGAGGAGAAUGACCCUCAGAGACCAGAAGCAACAGGGGCUGAAUCUCGCAUACUUCUUAUGCAUGCCAUCUAUAAGAAAUUGGGCUCUGUUUGUCAGCCAGGUGUUCAGUGGGUGUCUCUUUCACAGCUUAACGAUCUUCAUGACAGAUUGGCUGUACUGGCACAGAGGGCAGAGAUAUCCCUGGUAGAGAAGAAGAAGAAAGACCCAGUAGCCCCCUCCCCGACUCCCACUUCUAAACCCAAGAAAGGUCAGAGGAUCAAGGCCCUUUCACCAAAGGUUGAACGGGAUGAGCGACUGGAGAACCUGCUGAAGCAGUGUGUGGAUGAUGUGAAGACUCUGCUAGGUUUGCCACACGCUAACUCCACAGGAGAGUUGUCAGAGAAGGCAGAGAAGGAGAAAUCAGAAAAAGCAGAGAAAGAGAAAGCAGAGAAAGUGGAGAAAUCAGAGACUGGAUCCAUUGUUGCCACAGAGCUGCCAUUUGAGGUGACAAAGAAGAACAUUGCUGCAUUAGAGAGUCUUUUUGACCCCAGCUUUGGCUACACAGCCCAGGGCACUGAUAUUGUCCAAUGGCUUCUCAAGGUCAUCAAAUCCUAAUUGAGUGACCUGAUGAUGACUGACUGAUGCUUGCUCAGGGUCAUCAAGCUUGCAGGACUGACUUGUGAAUGCUAAAAACAAAACUGUGAUAGAAAAAUGUUUAAAGUAUGGACUUGUUAUGUGAUUAACUUUAUUGAUAUCUGUGAUAGAAAAAUAUUAAUGUAUAAAGAGAAUAUUUGACAUCUUUGUAUCUGAACACUAUUCUACUACUGAUCUUAUAUUUUGCUAUGUGUGUUAUAUGUUUC
Ylistrum balloti is the source of this 10664-nucleotide messenger RNA. RefSeq names its product cilia- and flagella-associated protein 54-like. Gene Ontology annotation, biological process: cilium assembly. Gene Ontology annotation, molecular function: protein binding. The transcript is spliced from 61 exons. Lineage: Eukaryota; Metazoa; Mollusca; Bivalvia; Pectinida; Pectinidae. The record is from RefSeq and is a predicted model, not a curated record.